AUGAGACUACCCAGCAGUCUUGCAGCCGUCGCUCUUCUCGCGGGCUACGCCGUUGCAAAAACAUGCUCGCUCGCGCCCCUUGGAGAUGGCUUUGACGACACGGACCAGGUUGAGGCUGCUAUCGCCGCGUGCGGGCACUUUGGCACGACGACGUUUGGGCCGGGGCAGUACAACAUUACGCGGAAGAUGACUUGGAACCUCGUUGACUCCCGUGUGGACAUGCACGGCUACCUGAGUUUCGUCCCCGACGUCGAGUACUGGCUGGACGCGUCCAACACCUACCGCGUCAUCUUCAUCCAAGACCAGGCCUCCUGGUUCGUGAUCACCGGCCACGACUUCGUCAUCGACGCCCACAAUGCCGGCGGCAUCAACGGGAACGGCCAGACCUGGUGGUCCUACUACGCAACCCGCACCCGCGAGGACGGCGACGGACGUCCGGUGGCCUUCACGCUCAAGAACGUCACGAACGGCCUCGUCAAGAACUUCCGGAUCGAAGCGCAGCCGUUCUGGUGCAACGCCGUCGCAGACUCGAGGAACGUGGUGUACGAUGGGAUGAUGUGCAACGCGACGAACCAGGACCCGUUGUAUGCGGGGAAAAACGUCGUGCCGAACACAGACGGUAUCAACACGUAUCGGUCUGACCGUAUCACCCUUCGCAACUGGGAUAUUACUUGCGGCGACGACUGUCUGGCCAUCAAAGGAAACUCUACCAACAUCCACGCCAAGGGCGUAAAAUGCCGGGGUGGAAACGGCAUUGCGUUCGGUUCGUUGGGGCAAUACGUUGGUUUGCCGGAUAUCGUCGAAAAUGUCGUUCUUGAGGAUAUCGAGAUGAUUCGGCUCGAUCCAAAAGUACAACCGAAUAUGGUCAGCGGGGUUUACUUCAAGAGCUGGACUGGUACCGUCAACGGCUCGCCUCCGACCGGGGGCGGAGGCGGCUCAGGCCACGUGUCGAACGUGCUAUGCAAGAACUUCUCGCUCAACAACGUCACUUUGCCUGUGCACGUGUACCAGACCAACGGGGGACACUCGAAAGACCUUCCAUCAACGCUGCAGUUCAGCAAAUUGUCUUUUGUUAACUGGACCGGGACCAGCCAGCGGAGCACGUACGUCGAGCUCGAUUGCAGCUCCGCCGCGCCAUGCCCGAACAUGCUGUUCGAGGACUUUGAUAUCCAGGUGCUCUCGGGGGCCACCCCGACCGCCGAGUGCGAGAAUGUGGUCAGCGUGACGGGACUUCCUAGUGCGUUCUGCUUUGUUGUACUCUUCUUCGCCGAACGGGCCCCUGACUAG
This is a messenger RNA of Epithele typhae, 1287 nucleotides long. RefSeq names its product pectin lyase fold/virulence factor. Gene Ontology annotation, biological process: carbohydrate metabolic process. NCBI's taxonomy places the organism in Eukaryota, Fungi, Basidiomycota, Agaricomycetes, Polyporales, Epitheliaceae. The transcript is spliced from 10 exons. The record is from RefSeq and is a predicted model, not a curated record. Bases 1 to 1287 code for a protein of 428 amino acids. Gene Ontology annotation, molecular function: polygalacturonase activity.